GCGGAAGCGUAAAUCUUCAUAUCUCAGAUUCACGCCAUUUCAACGAUCUUUCUUCCUAUCCAAUCCUUCAGCGUUAUUCUAAAUAUCUUAUAAUGGAUACUCAGCCGACGAAAGUGAAGAAGGGCGCCGCCGGCAGGAAAGCAAGUGGCCCGAAGAAGAAGUCCGUCACUCGUUCCGUCCGCGCCGGACUCCAAUUCCCGGUGGGAAGAAUCGGCCGCUACCUGAAGAAGGGCCGUUAUGCCCAACGCGUCGGUACCGGAGCUCCGGUUUACCUGGCUGCCGUUCUUGAAUACUUGGCCGCCGAAGUUUUGGAGCUGGCCGGAAACGCAGCCCGGGAUAACAAGAAGAACAGGAUCAUCCCAAGGCAUCUUCUGUUGGCCGUGAGGAACGACGAAGAGCUCGGGAAGUUGCUGAGCGGAGUAACCAUCGCCCACGGCGGCGUGCUGCCAAACAUCAACCCUGUCUUGCUACCAAAGAAGAAGGAGUCCGAUGCCGCCGGUAAGGAACCUAAAAAGGCCGGCAAGUCUCCGAAGAAGGCUGCUGCUUAAACGGCUUUAUAGUUGUGGAUUUGUUACUGUAAUUCCAGUGGAAAUGAUAAAGGCUUAUAUUUUGUACUCUGUAAACGUUGGAUUGGUUAUUAAUGAAGCUUCAUUUCUCUAUUUAUGGCGUUUUAUUGUUUAGUUGUGAGAAGAUUGAGAAGAGAUUUGUUGAAAUAACGUAGAACUCUUACGGAACAAUCAAUAUAAACAAAAAAGUUACUCAAAA
Molecule: messenger RNA, 765 nt
Organism: Cuscuta europaea
Lineage: Eukaryota; Viridiplantae; Streptophyta; Magnoliopsida; Solanales; Convolvulaceae
Source: the annotation of a GenBank genome assembly